Messenger RNA from Tuber melanosporum (Perigord truffle), 1931 nucleotides. RefSeq lists its product as uncharacterized. The record is from RefSeq and is a predicted model, not a curated record. Lineage: Eukaryota; Fungi; Ascomycota; Pezizomycetes; Pezizales; Tuberaceae. The transcript is spliced from 4 exons. The coding region runs from base 111 to 1931 and encodes 606 amino acids.
CUUUUAUCACGAUUCUCACAACAUAUCAGAAAUAGCUUCAGGAAGUUAUUCUUUAAUAUUAUUACUUGACUCGUUCACCUAUUUUUGAAUCCCCGAUCACUCGACCAGAUAUGCGUACCUCAGCAUAUACAGCAUUGCUUGGGGGUCUUCUCGGCCUAUCCUCUGCAGCGGUUAUCGAACGUUCCGCCGUUGAAUUGAAGCCUAUCAAGCCUGACGCUUUCGUCCCUGGAUUGACGCCGAGAUCUGAGGGAGAAGCACCAACGGUCUUGAGACCAAUCAAUCCCGAUAUCUUCGCUGCGGUGAAUGGGUUGAAGCCCAGAGCUGAUGUCGACUUUUCCAAAUUGGAUCUUGCCGACCAGGCGCAGCUCAUUUUCGGUGCGCCAGGGGAAGACGGCAAUGUCAUGUUGGCAAACAUGACGCUUUAUGCUCCGAGUGGACAGCAAAUUGUCAUGAUGGAGUCCUUUGAGGGACUCACUUCGGCCGUGGACUGCAAAGGAGAUGACGGCGAAAUGGCUCUGACAUUCAAAUCUCAAGAGGCUUUCGACUAUGCCCAUAAGCAGUGGUCAUUUAUCAACGAGAAGUCGGAAAACGCAUUCUUGCUCAUUGCGAACCAUGACGGGUGCGGUCCGGAUGAUGAGAGACAAGCUUACAAUAUUACCGGGAUUGACGAUGUUGAUGGAACAUUGACCACUCUUCUCAAGGCUUCUCCGGCCAGCUGGAGCGAUAUUUCCGGCACCUUUGACCUUGAUUUCGGCUAUGCAUCUCUUACGCCUGAUGCCGCCCGGCGCCUAAGGGCUCGUGGAAUUGGUGAUUUUUUCGAUGAUAUCACGGAUACUAUCGGGGAUGGACUUGAUAGCAUUGGCGAUGCUUUCGGAAGUAUUGGGGAUGCCGAGUUCGAUAAAUCAGUCUCUUUCGACGUUAGUGUUGGAACCGAAGGAAAGAGGACCGAUAUCAUCCCUAAACUCUUCGCCUGUGUUGAUUGCUUCAUCACUGGAAAAUUCAAGGUCGCUGGUAAAUUAUCGGUCGAUAACUUCGUCGUUAAGGAUUUGACCCUUGGAGCAUCCCCCGAGGACUUUCGCGCCAAAAUGAUCAUGGAAGCGAGGGUUUCCGCUACGCUUUUGAACGGUAUCCCAGGCCUUAACCUGACGCAGGAGCUGGCUAGUUUCCCCAUCCCAGGUGCCGGAAUUUCUGUUCCUAAGAUCUUCGAGCUUGGCGCUAUCAUUACUUAUGAAGUCGGUGUCGAGUGCUCUGUCACCGGUGAGGCAAACUUUACUUUCGGCCUCAGUGCCUCUCUUCCAAACAGUGCCCUCGUGUCUCUCAACUUGGCGGAUGUCUCUCAGAGCCAGGCUUCCGGUUUUGACGGUGCUACUUUCGACCCCGUAUUCGAUAUCAACUCUGGCUCCGUUUCCUUGAAUGUUGCCGCUAUCUCUCGCCCUAAACUUACCUUCGGAAUUGAGAUUAUUGGUGUCGGAAAGCUUGAGGCUGCCCUCAAGAUGGGUCUUCCUGUGGUCAGCACUAAGCUCACUGCUGCUUUCGAUGAGCAAGGUGUUUGUGAAAAGACUCCGACUGCCUCCAGGACUGGUUUCAAGGUCAACUCCGACGUCUCCGUUAACCUCGCAGUCAGUGUCGAUGGGUCGAUUGGAAGUGUUUCUACUGGUCUUGAAAAGAACCUCUUCACAUUCAAGCAACCCCUCCUUGACAAGUGUUUCCCCCUCAACAUCCCGGCCCUCGACCCCAAGCCCUCCCAGACCACCAGUGCGCUACCCUCGGCCUCGGCGACCGCCGCCUCAGCCAAGGAUACUAUCAGUGGAUUCAAGCCCGGGAACCUUACACUCCCGGGAUCCAACCACUCUGAGCCGAUCACGAAUCACACCGCACCCAGCCCUACUGGUAGAAAGCUUCCUCUGAGAGCUUUGAGAUUUUCCCACUAA